UUCCACCUUCUUCAGUGAGCAGACGACGUGACCUCUCUGAGAGCGAAGGAUUGACGGGGACUUUGCUUUCACAGUCUGUAAAUGAAGACUGGAGUCUGGAUGUCCUAAAGGACGAUGAAGGCGCUUUGGUUCCGGUGCACAAACUGUUGAUCUGCGCCGGACUUCGCUUUUCCUGCACAAAGAGGACGAACCGUCAAGGAGCCGAGCACAAAGGUUUGUUACAACCACAGAGCAAACUGCUUCAGCCUCAAGUGUGCUCGACGCUCAGGAGGGAAACCGCACUGAACAGAAAGUACAGUUCCAGAUGGCUCCAGAAGCAACAACGUCUUCUCGGAGACACUCGUCUUCACGCUGUACGUCAUCCAUAUGAGGCCAGAAGAGGAAAGGGUCUGCACCAGACCCAACUGAACAUUGGUCUCCUCAGCAGUCUCAGAUUCAGAGGGGAGGCAAGAUGCCUGUGGCUGGCAGAAAAGUCGGCGUGCUCUGCAUGAUCUUCUUCUGCAUUCUGAUCAGCAUGACGUGGAACCUCAGGUACAGCAAGAGUGGCUCCCAGAAGGUUAAAGUUCCGCCUACGAGGUUUUGGCACCAGCAGGUACCGAGCAAAUCCUUCUGGAACAAGGAGCAGCAGCGCCUGGACUUCAUUAACAACCCUGUGUUGAGGUCUGUGCUCUCCGGUGACUCUCACAUUGAGCUGCCUGAUUGGCUGAAUGACACCGGGCCGCUCAACCCCUGUGAACCGGACCACAGAGUCCCCAGACAAAUCCUGGAGUACAACCUCCUGCCGCAGCGCUUCCAGGAUUUUCUUUUGCACAUGCGCUGCAGGACGUACCCCAUGCUGAUAAAUCAGCUGCGUGUUUGUGAUGAGAAGCCCUUCCUGCUGCUCGUGGUCAAGUCACUCAUCCCACAUUUUGACCGGCGGCAGGCCAUUCGUGAGACGUGGGGGCGGGCAGGCGUCGUAGCCAAUAGGACUGUGGCGACGGUGUUCCUGCUAGGCAACUCCUUGCCCAUGGACCACUUCCCAGACCUGCUUGGGAUGCUGGACCACGAGGCAGAGCUUCACAAAGACCUCCUCCAAUGGGACUACAGGGAUACCUUCUUCAACCUCACCUUAAAAGAGGUCCUCUUCCUGGAGUGGUUCAGCCAAAACUGUCCCCAGGCUCAGUUCAUCCUCAAAGGGGACGAUGAUGUCGUCAUCAACACCUUACGAAUUAUUGACUUCCUGGAGGGCCUGUCGGAGGACAAGGCCAAGGAUUUGUUCAUGGGUGAUGUUAUCAGUGACGCCGGCCCACACCGAGACCAGAAACUCAAGUACUUUAUCCCAGAGAGUGUUUUUGUAGGACAGUACCCGCCUUACGCAGGAGGUGGAGGAUAUUUGUACUCUGGGGAGUUGGCACUACGCCUUUACAACGCAUCUCAGCAGGUAGUCUUGUAUCCCAUUGACGAUGUGUAUACGGGGAUGUGUCUGAAAAAGCUGGGCUUGUCCCCCGUGAAGCACGACGGCUUCAGGACUUUUGACAUUGACGAGAAGUACAGGAACAACCCCUGCGCCUACAAGAGCUUGAUGCUGGUCCACAGCCGGACACCACAGGAGAUGUUGACCAUCUGGUCCUGGAUUACUGAUCCUGAGCUGGGCUGCCAGUGAACCCCUGAGGUCAUCUUUGUUCAGCGUUUGCGCCGCUGACCAGAUGUGUUGAUGUUGACCAUCUUAAUGUGUUGAGAAAAUCUUUCUUCAAAUAAGAAGCUCAAGGUUCAACAGACAUGGACCCUGACUCGAAUUGAGGGUCUGAGGAUGGAGGGUGUUGCACACUGUGCAGAUUAUAAACCCCCGUGAAAAAUAAAAAAAAAUAAAAACAAAAAAUCAGCAUUAUUGUGUGUUUUUAUACUGACAUGACAGUAUAAAAUACUGUAUGAUGCAGAGAGUAUAACAUA
Molecule: messenger RNA, 1929 nt
Organism: Scatophagus argus
Lineage: Eukaryota; Metazoa; Chordata; Actinopteri; Scatophagidae
Gene: b3gnt2a
Product: UDP-GlcNAc:betaGal beta-1,3-N-acetylglucosaminyltransferase 2a
Exons: 3
Coding region: 452-1642 (396 amino acids)
Cellular component (GO): membrane
Molecular function (GO): hexosyltransferase activity
Source: RefSeq, a predicted model, not a curated record